Molecule: messenger RNA, 1449 nt
Organism: Fusarium venenatum
Lineage: Eukaryota; Fungi; Ascomycota; Sordariomycetes; Hypocreales; Nectriaceae
Biological process (GO): regulation of DNA-templated transcription
Cellular component (GO): nucleus
Molecular function (GO): zinc ion binding; DNA-binding transcription factor activity, RNA polymerase II-specific
Source: RefSeq, a predicted model, not a curated record
AUGGUGUCUAUCUACGCAAAGGCCCUAUUAGCUAACACACGUAAGCCUAUCGUUAUGUACCAGGAAAUGAAUACACAAGACUUUCUAUCUCAGAUGUUGGAAACAAAUCUGAGGUGGGAGAACUUGGGUAUCUUCUUUGCUGCUGCUGCAAGGGCAGCAUACGAUACGACUCAUUUCGCACCUCUCUAUUCUACCAAUGAGCAGCGCCAUAGAGUUAUCAAGGCUUUAACAUAUAUAGGAGACUGUUGCUUAGAAACAUGCAUUGAGCUGGAUUGCUUGAAUGACUUACAACUUAUUCUACAAUAUGAAAAUUUCAUCAUACACUCCCAAGUCGACGGUGACCAAAGCUAUCACUCGUGGAGAAGAAUCGGGGACGUGGCUAGUUCGUUGUUUGCUCUCGGAUAUCACGAGAGGGUUGGAGGGAGUGAUAUUCCGCCGUUCAUCAUCGAGUUACGAAAGGCUUGCUUUGCUCGUAUAUACGCCGCAGACAAAAGUUUGGGUGUGUUUCUCGGACGCCCUCCAAGAAUCGUAAAGGAUUAUUGUCAUUUCAUGAUCCCAAACAACCUAGAUGAUCCAUGGGGAAUUGGCUUCCAUGCUACGAACCAGUCUCCUACAUACACAUCAGAGGCAUGCGAUGAACAGGAACAAACCAGCCGAGCCAUUGCUAAUCUCGAGCCAAUUAACUAUACUGCUGACACACGUUGUUCGGCGUUAUUUGCAUUUCUGAAAGAGGAUGUGCUUCAACUUCUCCGCAAAGGAUACGUUUCAGAUAACGCAGAAGGUAUAAGGAAAUUGCGUUCCCGAAUUGUUCAACAGUGGGAUGAUCUUCCAGCCCACUUUCGCCUAACAACCUUACUCAAGGAUUGCCAACGGAACCCCUUUGAGCGAGACUUCCUCGCAGGGACUCGACUCGACUAUUUACAUAUUCACUUCCUCCUAGGACUAGUGUCGCAAAGAAGCAUCACUGAACCUAAUGAUGAUCUCUUACAAGUAGCUACUGAGAUGCUCUCAAUCACAGUGGAGGUGGUCAUUCUACGCGACCAGCUUGUCAAUUCUGGAUCUUGUCUUAUAUGGAAGGUUGCUCAAUAUGGUCUCCCCGCAGCGGGGAUGAUAUCGCUAGCACUUUUGAACUCGACAAACACUGACGCGAUGUUACACUCUCGAUCGAAAAUGAUACAAGGCUUGUGCGCAUUAGUUGCAGAGAUCACAACUGGGGCUUGGAUUCAGGCCGGAGAGCCAAAUUUUGCACUUUUUACACGCGCAACUCGAACAAUCCAAAGUCUCCUCGAUUCCUUGCUAGCCGCCAAAGUUCCGCAAGACUUGAGCCACAAUGUAGCUGAAGCUUGGAAUCCCUAUGUUAACUCUCAACUGUGGGACUUUGAGAUGGAUUUCUGGGCAAGCCUUGCGGAGCAUCCCAACUUGGUGGAAUUUCCUAGUACAGAUAGAUAG